CCAAGAUGUCGGCGGCGAUCGCCGCGCUCGCCUCCUACGGCGGCUCCGACUCGGAGCCGGACUCGGAGCCGGAGGCUGAGGGGGGCCCGGGCCGCGCCGCCCCCGCCGCCGUCCUGGCCAGCCGCGACGCGGUGCUGCACCUCCGCGCGCCCCCCGCCGCCCCGCCCGCCCUGCCCGUCGACUCGGCCCCGGAAGUGGCCGUGAAGGAAGAUGUGGAAACAGGAGUCCACCUUGAUCCUGCUAUCAAGGAAGUUCAGUACAAUCCCACUUAUGAUACCAUGUUUGCACCUGAGUUUGGACCAGAGAACCCAUUUAGGACUCAGCAAAUGGCUGCACCUAGAAAUAUGCUUUCUGGAUAUGCAGAACCAGCUCACAUCAAUGAUUUCAUGUUUGAACAACAAAGAAGAACAUUUGCAACCUACGGUUAUGCAUUAGAUCCCUCUAUAGAUAACCCUGAAGUUGCUACCAAGUAUAUUGGUUCUGUAGAAGAAGCAGAAAAAAAUCAAGGCUUAACAGUGUUUGAAACGGGACAGAGGAAAGUAGAAAAAAGGAAAAAAUUCAAAGAGAAUGAUGCAUCUAACAUUGAUGGCUUCUUGGGACCAUGGGCAAAAUACGUUGAUGAAAAAGAAGUAGCUAAACCCUCAGAAGAAGAACAGAAAGAGUUGGAUGAAAUAACAGCCAAGAGGCAGAAGAGAGGAAAACUAGAAGAUGAUAAACCUGGAGAGGAAAAGACUAUAUUACAUGUCAAGGAAAUGUAUGACUAUCAGGGAAGAUCUUAUCUUCAUGUCCCUCAAGACGUUGGAGUUAAUCUCCGUUCCACUGUGCCACCUGAGAAAUGCUAUCUUCCAAAGAAGCAAAUCCAUGUAUGGUCUGGACAUACAAAGGGUGUCAGUGCAGUUAGAUUGUUUCCUCUCUCUGGACACAUACUAUUGUCUUGCUCUAUGGAUUGCAAAAUUAAGCUAUGGGAGGUGUAUGGUGAUCGAAGAUGUCUACGAACAUUUAUUGGACACAGUAAAGCUGUUCGAGACAUCUCUUUUAAUAAUGCUGGCACUCAGUUUCUCAGUGCAGCGUAUGACCGCUACAUUAAACUCUGGGACACUGAAACAGGGCAAUGUAUUUCAAGAUUCACAAACAGGAAGGUUCCUUACUGUGUCAAAUUCAAUCCUGAUGAAGAUAAGCAAAACCUCUUUGUUGCAGGAAUGUCAGAUAAGAAAAUUGUGCAGUGGGAUAUACGGAGUGGUGAAAUUGUGCAGGAAUACGAUAGGCAUUUGGGAGCUGUCAACACCAUUGUGUUUGUAGAUGAAAAUAGACGAUUUGUGAGUACAUCUGAUGACAAGAGUUUAAGAGUCUGGGAAUGGGAUAUUCCUGUAGACUUCAAGUACAUAGCGGAGCCAAGUAUGCACUCGAUGCCAGCUGUGACUUUGUCUCCAAAUGGGAAAUGGUUGGCUUGUCAGUCGAUGGAUAACCAAAUUCUGAUUUUUGGAGCUCAGAAUAGAUUCAGAUUAAACAAAAAGAAAAUCUUCAAAGGUCACAUGGUAGCUGGCUAUGCUUGUCAAGUGGAUUUUUCACCUGAUAUGAGCUAUGUGAUAUCUGGAGAUGCAGAUGGAAAACUUAACAUCUGGGACUGGAAGACAACAAAACUCUACAGCAGGUUAAAAGCACACGAUAAAGUCUGUAUUGGUGCAGUCUGGCAUCCACAUGAAACAUCUAAAGUCAUUACGUGCGGCUGGGAUGGUCUUAUUAAACUAUGGGACUAAAGAGGAUGCUACAAAGAUCAGAAGUUGUAACUCUUGCAGACAACUGAGAUUUGAAUGAAUUCUGCUCUAAGGAUGAGUAGACAUUUUUAAUACAGCUGUUCUCAGCUAGCUGUGUAUAUACUCCCCAAAAUGGGAGAUACUCGUGACAAAAAAAAUGGACUGGAAGGAUGUAGUUCUAAAUAUUACCCCUGAGUAUGAGAUGCUGAGAUCAGUGAAGCAUGCAAUCAAGUGUUAGUUUGUCAUGUCACUUUUUUGUGCAAAAUACUUUUGUAAAGUAAAAUAAUUCUCAGAAAAAAUAUUUUUGUGUUUUUGGGUGUCAGAUGCGUAGAGUUAAAGGAGAGAACCAGCAGUUGUAUAAUUACAUUCUGUAAUUCGAAGAACAAAUCUUUAUCUACUGCAAUAGAGCUGGAAAAAUGCAUUUGUUUGCACGCUUUUUGGCAGUAUUUUGUGGUCCCCAGAAUUCUUCUAACUUUAUAGAACAUAAGACCACUUGCUAAGAUCUGUUAAUACAUGAUAGAAAUGUAAAAUGAAUCAGAAACUUGUAUAGCCUUCAGUUAAACGGUAUGCACUGAAGACUGCAUUCAUAAAAUUGUUUUCUGUCUGUAUUUAGAUUUAACAAUUGCAUUGUGCUCAUCACUGAGGUUCAUCUUUGCAACUACUCCUCAAUUUGAAGGUUUUCCUUAUAGUGGGUACUCUUUGAUUGUAUGUUGUUGUUCUCUUUCCAUAUGCAGUUAAGUUCUAAUAAGCAUGAUAAAUAUUUUGAAAGAAAAACAACGAAGUAAAUGUCUCUUGUUCUGUUUGGAAUACAUUGUAUUAUAAGCCCCACAGAGUUUGACAAAUUAAUGUAUAUACAUGUCACUUUUUCUCUU
Messenger RNA from Rhea pennata, 2626 nucleotides. RefSeq names its product cell division cycle 40 (gene CDC40). Gene Ontology annotation, biological process: mRNA splicing, via spliceosome. Gene Ontology annotation, molecular function: protein binding; mRNA binding. The record is from RefSeq and is a predicted model, not a curated record. Gene Ontology annotation, cellular component: catalytic step 2 spliceosome. The transcript is spliced from 15 exons. The coding region runs from base 6 to 1757 and encodes 583 amino acids. NCBI's taxonomy places the organism in Eukaryota, Metazoa, Chordata, Aves, Rheiformes, Rheidae.